AUGACAUCUUUCACACUCUUUAAACCGAAUGGCAUCGAGGCAAAGUUCCUUUAUAUGCGGUCCCAGAUAGAAGCUGAGGCGUUGGUGGCGGCAAUGUUUACAUUCUCGGCAAGAUUCCACUCUGCUUGCAAAGACCCAAACAGGGUCCCAACGUGUCCACCACCUUCCUACUUUGCAGAUAUCGCCUCGAAACAACUAAGAAGUGCCUUGGACUCGUACGAGGAUACGACCCCGCCUUUAUAUCUUCUACAGGCCUCAGUCCUUGAUGCGUUCUAUCACAUCACGAGGAAUGUGCGAUCCAAGUCUUGGACCGUUCUAGGAAAGGCUAUCAGACUAGCAUACGACAUGAAACUCCACUUGGUUGACGUGCAUUCUGGUCCAGAUUCGAAUAUGGGCAACAUCGCCACAGAUGUCGCACGCUGGUCAAUGCUAGAGGAACGACGCAGGGCCUGGUGGGCGCUAUGGGAAAUGGACGUAUUUGCCAGCGCUAUACGACGUCUACCUAUGGCCAUUGACGGCAUGCAAAACUUCACUUUUCUGCCCGUACCGGAUCAAAACUGGUUGGAGUGUGACUAUCAAGCUAGCUGCUUCUUGUCCCAUGAUCCCAGUCAGCGAUGGAAACUUUUGUCCAAGACGGGUAACACGAGCCCCAAGGCCUGGUUCAUCGUCAUAAAUUCGCUCGUACAGAACGCACGGCUUCUGGUUUAUAAUCCGUCGCCAACUACCAACGACGCAAACGCGUCCAAAGAGGAGAAUCUAACCCUCAUUGCCAAUGCACUUUAUUGUGCAACCACAUCAAUGCCCACAAAGUUAGUCUACGAGGGGCAAUACCUGGACUUUAAAACUAAAGGGUCACCACAAGACAUCAAUUGCCGCCAGUAUCAUUCCGACAUUUACUCUAUUCAUAUCAUGACACAGUUUGUGCACUUCAUGAUUGACCAUCAUCUUUUCUGGUCUCAGGACAACAAGUCUCACUCCGACGAUGACUCUUCUAAAUCGAGCGACUUCUCUUCGUGGUUCAAGUACAUGAAAGUUCCUGAAAAAAUGGUGGCCAUUAUACGAAACAGCUCACAUGAACAUGUCAAAUACGUGAAUCCUUGUCUAACCAACGCCCUGUGGUUCGCGGCCGCUGCCCAAACUGCGUGCCGGAUUAUAGGUCCUCCUUCUCGAGACAAGAUGCUAGCACCCUCCAACUACGACCUUCUAGAACUGACCAUUGAGCGUGGUCUUUCAUUUUGGGGCAGCGCCGAUGUGCUCAAACCGAGGUUGGCGAGAAUAGAGGCGGGUUUCAGAAGUUUGACGGACAGGGGAAGCAGGACCCAGUUUACGGAAAAUCUAGCUUCUGAAGACAACAACGCAAGAACUGGCGGUUCAAGUACUGCUGGAGUCAAACAGCCAACGACUCAGUCAUGUCUAGACAUUCUCUCUGUUGAUCACCAGGUUCCUCUGUCUGAGACCAGAGCCGCCACGAUGGAAACUGAUCUGACGUCAUUCAAUGGCAUGCUUCACGAGAGUGAUGACCCAGCGGCGCUGCAGCUUAUCUUUGAUGGACUGGAGAACUUCUUGCCCUAUGGUAUGGACGAAACUUUCUGGCCCUCGGAGAGAUUUUAUUCACGAAAAUUCUGA
This is a messenger RNA of Metarhizium acridum CQMa 102, 1626 nucleotides long. The record is from RefSeq and is a predicted model, not a curated record. NCBI's taxonomy places the organism in Eukaryota, Fungi, Ascomycota, Sordariomycetes, Hypocreales, Clavicipitaceae.